Molecule: messenger RNA, 1789 nt
Organism: Frankliniella occidentalis (western flower thrips)
Lineage: Eukaryota; Metazoa; Arthropoda; Insecta; Thysanoptera; Thripidae
Exons: 4
Coding region: 1-870 (289 amino acids)
Source: RefSeq, a predicted model, not a curated record
AUGCCGUCUAAGAAAAGCUUGAAAAGAGAGUCUGGCACUGCUGAUAGCCUUGCCAUUCGCAUAAUUAAGAGACAACACAAGGGGAAGUGGAAUGACGACUCAAUUCGAGCAGAGAAAAGUUUUGCCGAAAAGCAGCAACGGGCUGCAUUGAAGUCAAAAAAUCAAUCCAAGCAAAAACCUGCUGUGGAUGGUGGAAAGCCGCCAAAGAUGAAAGUCAGUAAGGAAAAUGGAGCAGUAAUGAGGAACACUGACAAAGAGGGGUCAUCAGAUGAUGAUUCUGAUGAUGAAAUGCAAGAGGCCAAAGUGAAGAAUGUUGAAAAAGCAGAUGGAAGUGAUUCCGAGAAUGGGAAUGGGGAUGGGGAUGAGUCCCUGGACGGUGAGGAAGAAGUGGGAGAGGACAGAGAGCCAGAUGAACAUGAGGGAGAUGGACAAGAUGGUGAACAUGGUGACAAAAGCAAGGCGAAGGAGGAUGAUAAGAGUUCUGGUGAAGACAGCAGCAGCGAUGAUGAUACAUCAUCGGAUGAAGACUUGAGCAAGCCUCCAAAGCUUACCAAGCAACAAAUGCUUGCACAACUGCUUCAUCAAAAAGGGGAUAGUGAUGUUAUUGAGCUCUCCAAAGGGAGUGGCAUUUAUGUCGAUGAAGAUGCGUAUGAAACUUUGCUAAGCAGAAACAAGUUGGCUCACACCACUGUUGCCAGGAAUUUGCUCGAUCUAGUGUUCACAACGGAUGCAAUGUGUAGUUGCUUCCUCCUUGGGAAUGCCCAAAAGGGUCCUCUGGGGAAGACCGAAAGACCUCGCCCUGGACUAUACCCACAUGCAGUUGCAGUUAUUGAAAGUGAGUAUAGAAAACUUCCAGCUCACUUACAUUGAUCUUAAAACAGUUGAUAAUGAUAUUGAAUCAUUCCAGAAAAAGCUCGCAAGAUCUGCAUGGGCAGGUCGAUUCCUCUUGACAAUCCAACAACUGUGCACAGGCAGAUGGGCACCAGAUUGUCAGAAGUGCGUGGGGCCAAGAAACGUGCCGAGGAAUAUAGGGCCAUGCGGAAGAACAAAAAGUUACUGAAGCAGCAGGCUGCAAAUAUGACUUCCAGACCUGAUUAAUCAAAAACAAAAUUAUGUAGUUUUCUGUUCCUUGUACCUGAAUCAUUAUGGUUACUUCUUUUGUGAACAAUGUGAUUUUUAAUUCAUUUUUGAUUGUUUUUUGUUCUUUAUAUUGAGUGCUAUAGCAGAAAUAAGUACCUGAAUUAUAAGGUACUUCGUAAAGGGCAAACGUGAUUUUAAUUAUAUUUUUUGUUUAUUAAUUGUAAUAUAAGCAGUAAGUGCUAUAUGGUACUUCUUGGAAAUGCACUAUAUGUAAGUUAAGUGUGUCUUAUUCGUUUGAGUGGUAUUUCUGUCGUAAAGCAGUUGUUUGUAAUCAUUUAGGUUGUUGUUUUAAAGAACCAUACCUAUUUUGAGUGUUAGGUAAAGUGUUCUCAUUCAAUGUGAACUUUUUUUAAAAUUACACACAGUUUGCUACUUUUCUAUGUACUGUAUUUUUCUUUAGAAACUUGUCAACCCCAAAACCCCCAUAGUACGGUUGCAGUGAUACUUUUGCAUAUCUGGACACAUACAUGGUCACAUAUCUGUAACUUUUUAGACCUGUCCUCAGAUAUGCUCUCAGUACUAUUGAAAAGGGGGUUCCAACCUCCUUCCCAGUACUGGGGAAAAGUCUGUUCUCAAACCUGCACGCAGUUCUGAGUAUUUUUUUAAUAUCUGGGACCAUGUAUGUAACCAGUUCUGAAUCAAAUCAGUU